This is a messenger RNA of Sciurus carolinensis (gray squirrel), 4105 nucleotides long. It is a transcript of the gene Msh3, whose product is annotated as mutS homolog 3. Lineage: Eukaryota; Metazoa; Chordata; Mammalia; Rodentia; Sciuridae. The transcript has 24 exons. Gene Ontology annotation, biological process: somatic recombination of immunoglobulin gene segments; mitotic recombination; mismatch repair. The coding region runs from base 125 to 3475 and encodes 1116 amino acids. Gene Ontology annotation, cellular component: nucleus. The record is from RefSeq and is a predicted model, not a curated record. Gene Ontology annotation, molecular function: ATP binding; mismatched DNA binding; ATP-dependent DNA damage sensor activity.
CGCCCCAGCCCCGCCUCACGGCGAGGUCGCGGCGUGCUCGCGCCCGCAGACGCCGGGGAACUGCGGCGGCGGGCUCGCGCUCCCGGUCGGGCCCUGUAGACGGGCUUCCCCUGCCUGCCCUGCAAUGUCUCGGCGGAAGGCUGCAUCGGGCAGUCUUCCUGCAGCCGGCCCAGCCCCUGGGAGGCAAGCAGUUUUGAGCCGAUUCUUUCACUCAACGGGAAGCCUGAAAUCCACUUCUCCCACGGAAGCCGCCGAGAAGACAGAUCCUGGCUCCGCAGCGCCCUCUGCGUCCACUGCCCUGCUUCAGUUGCCGCCGCUGGUGCCUGCAGAAAUUAACAGAGGAAAAAAAAGACCACUGGAGAAAGAUGGGCCUGUUAAAAAGAAAGCAAAGAAAGUCCAAGAAAAGGAAGAAAGAAGUGACUUGGUAAUGUCUGAGCCAAAGAAAUGUCUGAGGACCAGGACUGUCUUAAAGUCUCUGGAAAAAUUGAAAGAAUUCUGCUGUGAUUCUGCUGUCCCUCAAAAUAGAGUUCAGAUAACACCUCUUCAAGAGAGGUUUGCAGUUCUACCAAAAUGUACUGAUUUUGAGGAUAUCAGUCUCCAGCGUGCAAAGAAUGCAGUUUCUUCUGAAGAUUAUAAAUCCGAAGUAAAUCAGAAGGACGGUCAGUUUGGACUAUCACGAAGGAGUCGUGAAAACUUACAGGAAACUUUUGAUUCUAAACCAUCUAAUAAACGAUCAAAAAGCAUCUACACACCAUUAGAGUUACAAUAUAUAGAAGUGAAGCAGCAGCAUAAAGAUGCAAUUUUGUGUGUGGAAUGUGGAUAUAAGUAUAGAUUCUUUGGGGAAGAUGCAGAGAUUGCUGCCCGGGAACUGAAUAUUUAUUGCCAUUUAGAUCACAACUUCAUGACAGCAAGUAUACCAACUCACAGAUUAUUUGUUCAUGUACGCCGUCUUGUGGCCAAAGGAUAUAAGGUGGGAGUUGUGAAGCAAACUGAAACUGCAGCAUUGAAGGCCAUUGGAGACAACAGAAGUUCAGUCUUUUCCCGGAAACUGACUGCUCUUUAUACAAAAUCCACACUCAUUGGAGAAGAUGUGAAUCCUCUAAUCAAGCUGGAUGAUUCUGUAAAUGUUGAUGAGAUCCUGACUGAUACUUCUGCCAGCUACCUUCUUUGUAUCUAUGAAAACAAGGAAAACAUUAAGGACAAAAAAAUGGGGAACAUUUUCUUUGGCAUUGUUGGAGUGCAACCAGCCACAGGUGAGGUUGUGUUUGAUAGUUUCCAGGACUCUGCUUCCCGUUCAGAGCUGGAGACUCGGAUAACAAGCCUGCAGCCCGUGGAGCUGCUACUUCCAUCAGAUUUGUCAGAGCAAACAGAGAUGCUCAUCCACAGGGUCACUGCUAUUAGCAUGUGGGAUGACAGAAUUCGAGUAGAAAGGAUGGAUAAGGCUUAUUUUGAAUACAGCCAUGCUUUCCAGGCAGUUACAGAGUUUUAUUCAAAAGAUGUAGUCCACAUCAAAGAUUCUCAAGGUUUUUCUGGCAUCAUUAACUUGGAUAAGCCUGUGAUUUGCUCUUUGGCUGCCAUAAUAAGAUACCUCAAAGAAUUUAACUUGGAAAAAAUGCUCUCUACACCUGAGAAUUUUAAACAGCUAUCAAGGGAAAUGGAAUUUAUGACAAUUAAUGGAACAACAUUAAGGAAUCUGGAAAUCCUACAGAAUCAGACUGAUAUGAAGACCAAAGGAAGCUUACUUUGGGUUUUAGACCAUACAAAAACUUCAUUUGGGAGACGGAAAUUAAAGAAGUGGGUGACCCAGCCACUUCUUAAAUUAAGGGAAAUAAAUGCCCGACUUGAUGCUGUAUCUGAAAUUCUCCAUUCAGAAUCUAGUGUGUUUGGUCAAAUAGAAAACCAUCUAUAUAAAUUGCCUGACAUAGAAAGAGGACUCUGUAGCAUUUACCACAAAAAAUGUUCUACCCAAGAGUUCUUCUUGAUUGUGAAGACCCUGUAUCACCUGCAGUCAGAAUUUCAAGCAUUAAUGCCUGCCGUUAAUUCUCAUGUUCAGUCAACCUUGCUGCAGACAAUUAUUUUAGAAAUUCCUGAACUCCUCAGUCCAGUGGAGCAUUACUUAAAAAUACUUAAUGAACAAGCUGCCAAAAUUGGGAAUAAAACUGAAUUAUUCAAAGACCUUUCUAACUUCCCUUUAAUAAAAAAGAGGAAGGAUGAAAUUCAAGAAGUUACUGACAAGAUCCAAGUACAUUUGCAAGAAAUACGAAAAAUAUUAAAAAAUCCUUCUGCACAGUAUGUGACAGUAUCAGGACAGGAGUUUAUGAUUGAAAUAAAGAACUCUGCCAUAUCUUGUAUACCAACUGAUUGGGUUAAGGUUGGAAGCACAAAGGCUGUGAGCCGCUUUCACUCUCCUUUUAUUGUAGAAAAUUACAGACAUCUGAAUCAGCUCCGGGAGCAGCUAGUCCUUGACUGCAACACUGAAUGGCUUGAUUUUCUAGAGAAUUUCAGUAAACAUUAUCACUCUUUGUGUAAAGCAGUGGAUCACCUAGCAACCAUUGACUGUAUUUUCUCCCUGGCCAAGGUCGCAAAGCAAGGAGAUUACUGCCGGCCAACUCUACAAGAAGAAAAGAGAAUCAUUAUAAAAAAUGGAAGGCAUCCUGUGAUUGACGUGUUGCUGGGAGAACAGGAUCAGUAUGUUCCCAAUAGUACAAAUUUAUCAGAGGACUCAGAAAGAGUAAUGAUAAUUACUGGACCAAACAUGGGUGGAAAGAGCUCCUACAUAAAACAGGUUGCAUUGAUCACUAUCAUGGCUCAGAUUGGCUCCUAUGUUCCUGCAGAGGAAGCAACAAUUGGGAUUGUGGAUGGCAUUUUUACAAGGAUGGGUGCUGCAGACAAUAUAUAUAAAGGACGGAGUACAUUUAUGGAAGAAUUGAUUGACACAGCAGAAAUAAUCAGAAAAGCAACAUCACAGUCCUUGGUUAUCUUGGAUGAACUGGGAAGAGGGACAAGUACCCAUGAUGGAAUUGCCAUUGCUUAUGCCACCCUUGAGUAUUUUAUUAGAGAUGUGAAAUCCUUAACCCUGUUUGUCACCCAUUAUCCACCAGUUUGUGAACUAGAAAAAAGUUAUGCACAACAGGUGGGGAAUUACCACAUGGGAUUCUUGGUCAGUGAGGAUGAAAGCAAACAAGAUCCAGGUGAAGAAGAACAAAUGCCUGAUUUUGUCACUUUUCUUUAUCAAAUAACCAGAGGAAUAGCAGCAAGGAGUUAUGGACUGAAUGUGGCUAAACUAGCAGAUGUUCCUGGAGAAAUUUUAAAGAAAGCAGCUUAUAAGUCAAAAGAACUUGAAGGAUUAGUAAAUGUGAAAAGGAAAAGGCUAAAGUAUUUUGCAAAAUUAUGGACGACGCAUAAUGCAAAAGACCUGCAACAGUGGACAGAUGAGUUUGAAAUGGAUGAAAUACAGACCUCUCUUCCUGAUUAAAAUGAAGACUACUUUUUGAACAAAAAAGAAGAAUUAAAAAUACCAACUAUACAAAAUAACUUUCCAGUAACAGCUCAUCUUUGUGUGACAUAUAAGCAUAGAAUCAUGACCAUGGCAUAUUCCCUUGGGAAGCAGACUUCUUCCUCUUGUAAAGAAGGUGUUUUUCAGGUUUCUGUCCCACUGCAUCUUCGAAGGAGAAACACUUUUUAAUAUUAAGGCUUCCAAAUGUAAUUAGAAAAUUCCCUGAAAAUUGAAGUUUCACAUAAAAUCAAAACCUUCCAAAUAAAGCCUACAGUGGUUGAACUCAAUACAUGAACAUUUGGGGAGUGAUAUAAAAUUUUAAUUCAUAUUUUUAGUUGUUUAAUUUCAGACAGUUGGCAACAGUGUAAAUCAGGAAUCUACCAUUCUAUUUGAACUAAAAUAACUUUAUAAUACUACCAGUUUAUUCACCAUGAACUUAAGAAGUUUUGAUAAGAAACAGAACUACUAAGCUUUUAGAAACUAGUGCACAGAGCACAGGAAGUAUAAGAACAUAUGAAAUUUAAAGAGUUAAACGUAGUUUUAACAUUGUUGGAUGAAAUUAUUUUGUCAUUGAUUCAAGUAAUAAAUGUUUAAUGAAUACUUGUUAUA